Molecule: messenger RNA, 966 nt
Organism: Nomascus leucogenys (northern white-cheeked gibbon)
Lineage: Eukaryota; Metazoa; Chordata; Mammalia; Primates; Hylobatidae
Gene: FCER2
Product: Fc epsilon receptor II
Molecular function (GO): signaling receptor activity
Source: RefSeq, a predicted model, not a curated record
AUGGAGGAAGGUCAAUAUUCAGAGAUCGAGGAGCCUCCCAGGAAGCGGUGUUGCAGGCGCGGGACUCAGAUCGUGCUGCUGGGGCUGGUGACCGCUGCUCUGUGGGCCGGGCUGCUGACUCUGCUUCUCCUGUGGCACUGGGACACCACACAGAGUCUAAAACAGCUGGAAGAGAGGGCUGCCUGGAACGUCUCUCAAGUUUCCAAGAACUUGGAAAGACACCACGGUGACCAGAUGGCGCAGAAAUCCCACUCCACGCAGAUUUCACAGGACCUGGAGGAACUUAGAGCUGAACAGCAGAGAUUGAAAUCUCAGGACUCGGAGAUGUCCUGGAACCUGAACGGGCUUCAAGCAGAUCUGAGCAGCUUCAAGUCCCAGGAAUUGAACGAGAGGAACGAAGCUUCAGAUUUGCUGGAAAGACUCCGGGAGGAGGUGACAAAGCUAAGGAUGGAGUUGCAGGUGUCCAGGGGCUUUGUGUGCAACACGUGCCCUGAAAAGUGGAUCAAUUUCCAACGGAAGUGCUACUACUUCGGCAAAGGCACCAAGCAGUGGGUCCACGCCCGGUACGCCUGUGAGGACAUGGAAGGGCAGCUGGUCAGCAUCCACAGCCUGGAGGAGCAGGACUUCCUGACCAAGCAUGCCAGCCACACAGGCUCCUGGAUUGGCCUUCGGAACUUGGACCUGAAGGGGGAGUUUGUCUGGGUGGAUGGGAGCCAUGUGGACUACAGCAACUGGGCUCCAGGGGAGCCCACCAGCCGGAGCCAGGGCGAGGACUGCGUGAUGAUGCGGGGCUCCGGCCACUGGAACGACGCCUUCUGCGACCGUGAGCUGGGCGCCUGGGUGUGCGACCGGCUGGCCACGUGCACGCCGCCAGCCAGCGAAGGUUCGGCGGAGUCUAUGGGACCUGAUUCAAGACGGGGCCCUGACGGCCGCCUGCCCGCCCCCUCUGCCCCUCUCCACUCUUGA